AUGCGUGUUACCUCUGUCGUCAGUGGGCUUGAUCCGCUAGCGGGUGGCUUCGCAGGCUCCUGUCCUGAGGUCCUCGGCCCUGCGCCCGCUCGCCUGCACAAACUCCCGCCCUGUCCGCCCUCCCAGAGCCUCGGGACGUCGUCCGCCUCCGCCGUCGCCGCCUGCACGGCCGCUGCCGAGUCUUGCGCGAUCCCGACCCACCGGCCGCAGCUGCCUUCUCCGGACCGCCGAGUCCCUGGGCCGAGUGAGACGGGACGGACAUCGAAGGACAAGCGAGAUGUCUACUCCCGCCUGGCCAAGGAGAAUGGCUGGCGUGCCCGCAGUGCUUUCAAGCUACUACAGCUCGAUGAAGAAUUCCAGCUGUUCCAAGGUGUGAGGCGGGCCGUUGACCUGUGUGCAGCCCCAGGCAGCUGGAGCCAGGUGCUGAGCCAGAAGAUCGGGGGUGGGCAGGUAGUGGCUGUGGACCUGCAGGCCAUGGCCCCGCUGCCAGGUGUGUUACAGAUCCAGGGCGACAUCACCCAGCUGUCGACUGCCAGGGAGAUCAUCCAGCACUUCCAGGGCUGCCCUGCAGACCUAGUGCUGUGUGAUGGGGCUCCUGGUAUCACCGGCCUCCAUGAUGUGGAUGAGUACAUGCAGGCCCAGCUCCUCCUAGCUGCUCUGAAUAUUGCUACACAUGUUUUGAAACCAGGGGGCUGCUUUGUGGCUAAGAUAUUCCGGGGCCGUGAUGUAACACUGCUCUACAGUCAGCUGCGGGUAUUCUUCUCCAGGGUGGUGUGUGCCAAGCCCAGGAGCAGCCGUAACGCCAGUAUUGAAGCCUUCGCUGUCUGUCAGGCUUAUGACCCUCCUGAAGGCUUCAUAGCAGAUCUGACCAAACCCCUACUGGACCACACUUAUGACCCAGAUUUCAACCAGCUCGAAGGACCCACCAGGAUCACUGUGCCAUUUGUGACCUGUGGGGACCCAAGUGUCUAUAAUUCUGACGACAGUUACCCUUCAGAUCUGGAGGAGGACUCAGAAUACCAGUAUGUGCCGCCCACACAGCCUCACAUUUCUCCACCUCACCGAGAGGCCUGCACACUGAAUAAGGGGGAGCCGGCCAAGGAGAUUCGCCUCCAGGAGACCCCUAUCAGUAUAGUGGACAUGUGGUCCCAACCCCUGGCUGGCUCACCAGACGUGGAAGACAGUGAGUGA
This is a messenger RNA of Elephantulus edwardii (Cape elephant shrew), 1191 nucleotides long. RefSeq names its product putative tRNA (cytidine(32)/guanosine(34)-2'-O)-methyltransferase-like. The record is from RefSeq and is a predicted model, not a curated record. Gene Ontology annotation, cellular component: cytoplasm. Lineage: Eukaryota; Metazoa; Chordata; Mammalia; Macroscelidea; Macroscelididae. Bases 1 to 1191 code for a protein of 396 amino acids. Gene Ontology annotation, biological process: cytoplasmic translation; tRNA methylation. Gene Ontology annotation, molecular function: tRNA methyltransferase activity. The transcript has 2 exons.